This is a messenger RNA of Pollicipes pollicipes, 1025 nucleotides long. Its product is annotated as cuticle protein 19. Lineage: Eukaryota; Metazoa; Arthropoda; Thecostraca; Pollicipedomorpha; Pollicipedidae. The record is from RefSeq and is a predicted model, not a curated record. Gene Ontology annotation, cellular component: extracellular matrix. Bases 15 to 521 code for a protein of 168 amino acids. The transcript has 2 exons.
GGAGGUCCACAGCCAUGAAGCUGAUCAUUCUGACUACUCUGGUGGCGGCUGCCGCCGGCGGCCUCGUCAGUGGAAACUUAGGAGGACCGUAUGGAGGACAGUUCGGAGGACCGUUCGGAGGACAGUAUGCAGGAUCGUAUGGAGGACCGUUCGGAGGAGCGCAUGGCGGCGUCUCGGGUGCCUACGGAGGGGAUUACUACGCUGUCCCCGACUAUAGCACGGCUUACUCCGUCAAGGACCCUUACUCCGGUGUGGACGUUGACAAGCAGGAAAACCGCCUCGGCCACAAGACGGAGGGUUCUUACUCGGUCCUGCUGCCCGACGGUCGUAAGCAGGUGGUGACCUACUGGGUCGACGGCAAGUCGGGCUACAACGCUGACGUCAAGUACUUGGGUGUUGCCAAGCAUCCGAAGAAGCCCAUCGCUCACGGCAUCGCUCACGGCAUUCCUCACGGUGCUGGCUUUGGAGGCAUCGGCCCUGCUGGAUUGGCUGGGCCGUACGGCGGUGGACACAUUUAUUGAUUGUCUAGUGACGGUCACUGUCAUGGAAUGCACGGUCACCAAUAUACGUGAGCUGUCCAGUGCUUAGGCAUGCUGUUUCUAUUCAUAACACUUGACUAUUGUCGUGCCGAUCCGUAAUACAACCUCAGCAGCCAUGAAAAGCAACCUAAAAGUUAGUAAAGGGAAAAUAUGUGUGUGGUUUCUUCCACUGUACAGGGUUUCAUGAUCUUGCAGACCAAUUUGGUCAUCUAGCAUGUCAUAAUCGCCAGUGGUGUACCAAAUGCAACGAAAAAAAUGUGUUGAACAGCAGGUAUCCAAGGGAAAUCUUUCAGUCGUGCUCCAAGGACAGUUUUUAGAAGUUCAAGCCUAUAACAUGCAGUCAUGUUUUCACUAGCGCAUGAUGCCUUUUGUUCUUUGGACAAAUUAGGCAAACGAUAUCGCUUGCAAGAUAACCGAUACUUAAAGAGUUGUGUUCAAGGUCGAAUCUAGCACAAAAUCUGAGACGGAGCGAAACAAGGGAGCAGU